UUUACCAUUUGGUUUAAUAAAUUUGUCAAUUAAUAGUGAAACACUUGAACAAAACAUAACACAAGAAGACUGAGAAAGCAGCCCAAAGUUGGUUGAAGUGAUUGGCAACUCUUUAGUUAAUACUUCCAAAUCGUACAGAAUGCGCGUUAUAAAUAAACGCCUGACCGUGCAGUAUCUGCAGCGGAGUGAGGAGUGCCUGAAUCCUUUGGGUCAGUCAUCGCUCUUCAUGAGCUCGAGGCGAGUGCAUCAAGAUCACGACGGCUUGGAGGCGAGUGUGCUAAAGGAGCUACUCAACUUGGACGAGGCACUUCGUGACUACUUCAAGGAAUGGCUGAGCGAAUUGUCGCUGCAACGCAUGGCGGCGGAAAAGCUGUUGAAACUCUCCAAGGACUAUGUGGUGAAGAUGGAAAUGUCAUGCUCAGCUCCGAAAUUUCCCAUUGCCGACACCGAUGCCAUUGUGAACAAGUAUCAAGUGCACUAUCAGAUCAUACUCAGUUCCAAUUCGGCGAUGCAUCGUGGUCUGAAUGCGCUGCGUAAGUUUCUCUUGGCCUUUCGCCGGGAGAGUCGCAAACUGGAUCUGAGCAGGGAGACGCCUUUCGUGUUAGGCGAUAUGUUUCACAAGCCCAUCAAGUUCUUUAUGGAUUUGGCCGAGGAGUUGUUUGGCUACUUCCAUUGCAGUUAUCUCAAGCUCGACUGUGGCUCACGUCAUCUGGAUCCGGCGGAUUUGAUGGCCGUGGAGAACUAUCAAAAAAUGCUUGCGCCCUGCGAGGAAUUCGAUGAGUAUCUGCAGCACAAUCUGGGCUAUUGCCAGUGCCUACGUCCCGUCCAGCCGUGUCCUCCCGUGCCGCGACAAACGCAACCAAAGAGCAACGGACUGGAACAGCUGAUGGUGUUGGCUCAGCAGCGACGUUGCGCUCGACGCGUGAGCAAGAUGACAGCGAAGACGGAGGAGGUUGUGCAGGGAACGCCAUCGAAGCAGGAAUCCGUCGAACUCAAUUUGGAGCACGAGUUGCGCAUGAAUCAGCUGAGCAUGCGUCUGGCCAUGUUGCGGCAAUCGCGGGGCAACUUCCAAACCGGCUACGAUCGUGAUAUUGUGGAACAAAUGAUCUACGCGUUGAGUCCGUCGCUGAUGCCCGAUACGUAUUUGCCGCCACAGGCGAGAGCUGCUACCACUUUGAUCAGUUCCCCGCCAGCUUUAUAGUAGUUGCCACUCUAUUACACUCAACCUCUCCCCGAUGUAUAAUAAAUCUCGUAUUGCAAUUCAAAUUACAAGCUGCAAAUUAACGGCACAAAUGCACGUGAUUUCAUUUUGGCAAAUAAACAUGGCCGGAGCGAGAGCAUCGAAUUUGCAUACAAAUGCAUCCAACGAGGUUGCCACUUAGCCGCACGCAAAGUGCACUGCUUGUUGCACGUGGCAAGUGGCAAGAGGCAAGUGCUUACUCCAGCUGCAGGCGAUUCAAUCUAAAUCUGAUUUGUAUACAACUACGAGCACAAGCGCUUGCUGCAUCAGCACUCUUGUACUCUCUUAUAAUCUUGUUGCAUGCAACUGCCAGUUGCCAAAUUCUCGUGCCACAAACUGCUACGAGUUACUUAAGUGCGACUAUAUCAAAUUUCACUUGAAGUCCUGCUGUGCUGCCUUUUAUAAAGACAUUUGCAAUGGACUCGCAAACAAUACAAGCUUAAGCUAGAUGAUGAUAAAACACUGAACAUUGAAUCUGAAUC
Molecule: messenger RNA, 1722 nt
Organism: Drosophila sulfurigaster albostrigata
Lineage: Eukaryota; Metazoa; Arthropoda; Insecta; Diptera; Drosophilidae
Exons: 1
Coding region: 140-1201 (353 amino acids)
Source: RefSeq, a predicted model, not a curated record